AUGUUGAAGUUGGGCAAUGGGGAAGAUUUCAGUCCCAAAUAUGGGAUAUGGAACUUCGACAACAACAAAUUUGUGCAACCUGUUAAAAUAGUGAAUUGGGCUGUGGUAAACUUUUCUGCUAAAUGGGAUGUGCAAGGACUCGUGAGGGAUCUGACAAAAUGUGGAGGAAUGAAAGGCAUUGAUAUUGAACAACCUCUUGGUAUAUAUGAAGAGGAAACGGACGUCCAGUUUAGCGGUGCAUUACCUGUGGAAAGAGUUACGAAAAUUGUUGAAGCGUGUUCAGUCCAAACAUCCAAAGAAUUCUGCUUUUGGCUCUACAGGACUAGGACUGCUUGUCUUCACGGAAUCGUCCAUUCAUACGCCGCUGCAGAUGAGAUGGUUGGAUUAUCAUUGUUCGAUGGAUCUAACGACUGUUAUUUUCAUUCUGGUACCUUUUCACGCUGCUAG
Messenger RNA from Lathyrus sativus (Indian pea), 447 nucleotides. The record is from the annotation of a GenBank genome assembly. Lineage: Eukaryota; Viridiplantae; Streptophyta; Magnoliopsida; Fabales; Fabaceae.